AUGGCUUCCAGCGGUGCUAGGCCUAGUUCUGUGGGGCCCCCCGAGGGCGAAGGGCCCCCGGAAGUGGUGCAGCAGGGCCACUUCUUCAGCAAAAAGACCUUCCACAAGCCCACCUACUGUCACCACUGCACCGACAUGCUCUGGGGACUCAUCGGACAGGGACUCAUCUGCGAAGUUUGCAAUUUCGUCGUACAUGAGCGAUGUCUAAAGACUGUAGUAUCUCCAUGUUCAACAAUAACUCCAAGUAUCAUUAAAAAUCCUGUUCCUCAUUGUUGGGGUGAACCCGGACACUUAAAACGUCGAUUCUGCAACGUUUGUAGAAAGCGCAUUGAAGAUAGCUGCGCGGUCCGAUGUGAAGUCUGUGAUUAUUCUGUCCAUGUUGAAUGCCAAGACUUCGGAGUCGCUGAUUGUAAAGAAUGUGCCACUUAUGUCCCAAGCAGAGACACUUCGACCCUCACGCAGAUGCACCACUGGAGAGAGGGCAAUUUGCCAGCAAACUCUAAAUGCCAACUGUGCAAGAAAACGUGUUGGUCAGCCGAAUGUCUAGCUGGGAUGAGAUGCGAAUGGUGCAAUAUUACGGCGCAUCCUUCCUGCUACGGGAGCCUUCCAACCGAGUGCACGUUUGGAUGCUUGGAGAGCAUCAUGCUCCCCCCUGCCGCCGUCAGCAUCCCGCGCACAGACGUGCCGCUCGAAACCAUCAUCGGGGGACAGAUGAAGAGGAAGGACAACACCCUCUCACCUAGAAGUAUUUCUGAAGAAUUUCCAUUGUCUGGAGAUUUGAAAAACAAAGAUUUCGAUGAAUAUUCUCAAAAAGACAAGGAAGAAGAACUAAUUAAAGUUUACGAUGGGAACGGGUCCAUGAAGAGCAAAAUGUUUCGGACAAUCACCAUGCCAAGAAACGCAACUAAGGAACAGAUCAUAGCUGCUUCGUUACGAGCGUUUCAUGUCUAUGACGAUGUACGGCUGUAUUAUAUUACAGAUGCAUAUGACCCUAACGAAAAAGAGCCCGAAGGUCCCGCUCCGAUCCAGAACUUGACCAGGAGAGAGGGUCAGCGUUCUGCCAUCUUCCUCAGGUUUCGGUCCCCAGAUCCUAACUCUGGAUAUAUCAAAGUCUACCCCGGAAAACUCGGGAAUUUAGAAGGUCAUCAGGUUAUCCCUGUGACGAGUGAUGACGAAGUAAAUGACGUCAUGGAACAUGCUCUUGAAAAGUUUGGGCUUGACCCCUCUGACGUCACGAAAUACAGACUCAGCGAGGUUUCAUUAGAUAAAGGAUCCGUUCAUGAAAGACCAAUGGACAACCAAGAAAGUCCUUGGGAACUUAUAAAAAACAUAGCAAGGGAGUCAAUACGGCAAAAGGAACUGACCCGUUUCUGCCUGCGUCAGAAGGAGGAUUUGCAAAGUUCUUCAGUAGCACUCUUCGUAGGCAAUUUACCUCCUAAUCUCUCACAGAGGCAGUAUGAGAUGCUAUUGUUGGAAAUGCUUGGGAAACCUUAUAAAUUUCGAGAUUUGGGGCCAAUCUAUUACGAGUAUGGAUCCCUGAUCAUCACCUACGACAACGCCGACAUCGCAGUCAAGUGCUUCUACAUGUUGCGGGAGACGAUUUAUGACGACAAGAACCUUCUCGUACUGUUGCUGCCCAACUUGCAACCUGACAUGGUCCCUAGAGGAAUCAGGCCGUUGUUGGUGUUCGUGAAUGUGAAGAGUGGGGGCUGUCAGGGCAUGGAACUCAUCUCAUCUUUCCGUCGACUUUUAAAUCCUUAUCAGGUGUAUGACCUGGAGAAUGGUGGACCUCUACCAGGUUUGUACGUAUUCCGGCACAUCCGAGACUACAAAAUCCUGGUGUGUGGCGGAGACGGAACGGUGGGCUGGGUGCUGCAGUGCUUGGACAAUGUGGGACAGGAUUCCGAGUGCCAAAGUCCUCCUUGCGCCAUCCUUCCCUUGGGGACAGGGAACGACCUCGCAAGGGUUCUGCGGUGGGGACCUGGAUACACAGGUGGGGAAGAACCCCUCACGAUACUCAAGGAUGUCAUCGAUGCAGAAGAAAUCAGGCUCGACAGGUGGACUGUGGUGUUCCACGUGGAUGAAAAGGGAGACGACAAGUCCGGUCCUAAUGCCUCUAGUUCAGAGGACAACACGGCAAUCUACGUCAUGAACAAUUACUUCGGAAUCGGAAUCGACGCUUCUCUCUGCCUCGACUUCCAUAAUGCCCGAGAAGAAAAUCCAGAUAAAUUCAACAGCAGGUUUCACAAUAAAGGCGUGUACGUUAAGAUGGGUCUCCGAAAAAUGGUGAGCCGACGAACGUGGCGGGAUUUCCACAAAGAAGUACGGCUCGAAGUAGACAACAAAGUAAUAGACCUCCCACCUGUUGAAGGAAUCAUCAUACUCAAUAUUCUCAGUUGGGGGUCUGGUGCUAACCCUUGGGGCCCGGAGAAGGAGGACCAGUUUGCCAAGCCAACCCAUUACGACGGCAUGUUGGAAGUGGUGGGAGUCACUGGCGUCGUCCACAUGGGACAAAUACAGAGUGGAUUGCGGAGUGCCAUCCGCAUUGCACAAGGAGGACAUUUGCGGAUUAAACUAUACACCGAAAUGCCAGUUCAAGUCGAUGGAGAACCAUGGAUACAAAGUUCUGGUGAAGUUGUAGUCCUCAGAUCUGCUCUUAAGGCCACCAUGUUAAAGAAGAGCAAAGGGAAAAUGAAGAGAAGGAACACAGAACCUAGUAUGGUGGUAUCACCAAUGGAAAUAAGUCAAGAUGUGCCAAGUAGUUCAGGACCUUUUUAAGGAUUUAUAUGCAACACGAAAUAUUGAAACAAACUUAAAUAAAUUACUGAGAUAGACUAAAACAAAACAAAGCAAACACUAUUGCUUCGGUGUCUAAGGCACACCUUUUCUCUUAAGGUUAUUAAUGAUUGGAAGUUGUUACAUGGAUUGCAGAAGUGCUAGUGGGGCCUAAAAAUUGGAACAAUUAAAAUGCUGUUUGCAUAAAUUAUUUUCUGAUGCGGUUCGAACGAAUCUGUUAUAUGAGGACUCAAUAGAUAAGCAUAUCAAAAGUAUUUUCGAAAAUGUCAAUAUUAUUUUGAAAAAUGAAUUGAAUAUUACUAUCUGAACAAGUGCUGGUUUUGACAAAAAUAGGUUCUUUGUGGCAUGAAUGCUAUGAAGUAGAUUUUUGUUGAUUUUUGUACAGAUAAUAAUCCACUUGCAUAAGUAUUUUUUGUUGAAAAUUACUUAAAGAAUGAAAUGUAUUUCCUUAUUAAUUUUACACUUGCUAUUCUAAAUAACGCAAUUAUUAUUUUCAUACAAAUGUAUGUAACAAACAAUAAUGAUUGAUAAAUUGCUCAGAAUGAUUUAAUAUAUCUUCAACUUUACCAAAUCCUCAAAAAAUUUUAUCUAUUAUAUUUUAUGCAAAUGUGGUUUUUCAUAUACUAGUACAAAUGUACUUAAAAAAUGGAAUCUUUGUUGAUCCUCUGAAAGCUUGUGGUGACCAACCUAGGCUGAAAACUUCUGUUCCCUAUAUUUUA
Messenger RNA from Uloborus diversus, 3515 nucleotides. Its product is annotated as diacylglycerol kinase theta-like. Gene Ontology annotation, biological process: intracellular signal transduction; lipid phosphorylation; diacylglycerol metabolic process. The transcript has 21 exons. The coding region runs from base 1 to 2778 and encodes 925 amino acids. Gene Ontology annotation, molecular function: ATP-dependent diacylglycerol kinase activity. Lineage: Eukaryota; Metazoa; Arthropoda; Arachnida; Araneae; Uloboridae. The record is from RefSeq and is a predicted model, not a curated record.